GGGUGUUGGUGGAACAGCAGUUGUAGUAGCUGUUGAUGGUGUUCCUGUUCGUACCGGAGGUGGUGUUUCUGUAGAUGGUGUUUCAGCAGUAACAGCAGUAGUAAUUUCAGGCGAUAUGGGUGUUGGUGGAACAGCAGUUGUAGUAGCUGUUGAUGGCGUUUCUGUUCCUAUGGGAGGUGGUGUUUCUGUGGAUGGUGUUUCAGCAGUAACAGCAGUAGUAAUUUCAGGUGAUAUGGGUGUUGGUGGAACAGCAGUUGUAGUAGCUGUUGAUGGUGUUUCUGUUCCUAUGGGAGGUGGUGUUUCUGUAGAUGGUGUUUCAGCAGUAACAGCAGUAGUAAUUUCAGGUGAUAUAGGUGUUGGUGGAACAGCUGUUGUAGUAGCUGUUGAUGGCGUUUCUGUUCCUAUGGGAGGUGGUGUUUCUGUAGAUGGUGUUUCUGUGGAUGGUGUUUCAGCAGUAACAGCAGUGGUAAUUUCAGGUGAUAUAGGUGUUGGUGGAACAGCAGUUGUAGUAGCUGUUGAUGGUGUUCCUGUUCGUACUGGAGGUGGUGUUUCUGUAGAUGGUGUUUCAGCAGUAACAGCAGUAGUAAUUUCAGGUGAUAUGGGUGUUGGUGGAACAGCAGUUGUAGUAGCUGUUGAUGGCGUUUCUGUUCCUAUGGGAGGUGGUGUUUCUGUGGAUGGUGUUUCAGCAGUAACAGCAGUAGUAAUUUCAGGUGAUAUGGGUGUUGGUGGAACAGCAGUUGUAGUAGCUGUUGAUGGUGUUUCUGUUCCUAUGGGAGGUGGUGUUUCUGUGAAUGGUGUUUCAGCAGUAACAGCAGUAGUAAUUUCAGGUGAAAUAGGUGUUGGUGGAACAGCAGUUGUAGUAGCUGUUGAUGGCGUUUCUGUUCCUAUGGGAGGUGGUGUUUCUGUGGAUGGUGUUUCAGCAGUAACAGCAGUAGUUAUUUCAGGUGAUGUGGGUGUCGGUGGAACAGCAGUUGUAGUAGCUGUUGAUGGUGUUCCUGUUCCUAUGGGAGGUGGUGUUUCUGUAGAUGGUGUUUCAGCAGUACCAGCAGUGGUAAUUUCAGGUGAUACAGGUGUUGGUGGAACAGCAGUUGUAGUAGCUGUUGAUGGUGUUCCUGUUCGUACUGGAGGUGGUGUUUCUGUAGAUGGUGUUUCAGCAGUAACAGCAGUAGUAAUUUCAGGAGAUAUAGGUGUUGGUGGAACAGCAGUUGUAGUAGCUGUUGAUGGUGUUUCUGUUCCUAUGGGAGGUGGUGUUUCUGUGAAUGGUGUUUCAGCAGUGGUGUUUCUGUGGAUGGUGUUUCAGCAGUAA
This is a messenger RNA of Ctenopharyngodon idella (grass carp), 1306 nucleotides long. RefSeq lists its product as uncharacterized. The record is from RefSeq and is a predicted model, not a curated record. NCBI's taxonomy places the organism in Eukaryota, Metazoa, Chordata, Actinopteri, Cypriniformes, Xenocyprididae. The transcript has 3 exons. The coding region runs from base 116 to 1306 and encodes 396 amino acids.